CCUCACCUUAACCACAUCAGGCAUUUCAAAAUUCAGUAGCAGAAAGCGAGUGAGAGAUAAGAAGCUAUAAAUUGAUAAGAAUUGAAAAGGGAAAGCAGACGAGUGCUUGAGGAAAUCGACUAAUUACGACGUCGUGAGAUCUUCAUUUACACACACAGGCAUGAGUAAUCGCUCCAUUGCAUGGUGGCUCAGACAGAUCGGUCUGCCGCAGUACACACAGACCCUGGAGAAAGAGUAUUAUGGGCUGGAGGGUCUUUUGAUGGUUACUGAUGGUGAUCUGAUGUCGAUGGGUGUUGAAGAUGCUGAUCACAGAAUGACCAUAUUAACUAAUCUUCAGAAACACCAACAGAGAUUACAGUCAGGUCCACCCACUGUCCACUGUCUGUCCUCCACACUGCCACGUGGAGAAAAUUUCCAGCCCAGAGGAAAAAAAGUCAGCAGGAAGUUCUCUCUCAGUUCAUCUGACCUGUUUCGCCAGAGCAUCAUCCCACGCUUCAGUCGCCGUAACAACCACACCCUCUCUAUCUCCUGCACAGAUCUCCUCCCACUUGACCAGCAGCAUCACACCCUCACCAUCAAACCCAAGAGCAGCAAGAGGAGGAGUGUGGGAGUCUUCAUCACUCAGGUGUUUUCGAGCCAUAAAAACAUGGACUGUCUGAAGAAAGAACUGGAAGAGGAGCUGAAACUCAGCACUGAUGAUAUCAGGAGUCAUGCCUGGUAUCACGGGCAGCUACACCGAGAGGGAGCAGAGGAGCUGUUGAACAAUGAUGGAGAUUUCUUGGUGCGAGACUCAAGCACAGGUGGAGGUGACUACGUCCUGAGCUGCAUGUGGAAAAAGCAGUCCAUGCACUUCAAAAUCAUCCGCAUUGUCCUCCGGCCAAAACAGGGUUACACAAGGGAGCUGUUUCAGUUUGAGAAUGAUCAGUUCGACAAUAUCGCCGCUCUGGUGCGCUUCCACGUAGGUGGACGUAAGCCAAUAUCACAGGCUUCUGGGGCGGUCAUCACUCACCCAGUCACACGCACCCUUCCUCUGCGUGUCAUCAAUGAGCGUCAUGCAGCGAGGUUGUCAAGCACAAGUUCUGCAGCAGCACCACAAGUGUCAACAGUGAAGGGCAAGAGGCGGAGCUUGAGUUCCACACAUAUGGACAUGCUUCAGGUCAACAGCUACAACCUGCUCAGGAGUGGCAGUCAACCUGCUAAUCUAGAGACAGUAGGAAGACCAUUACUACAGUCUGCGCAAUCAGACAGCAACCUUCGCCCAGCUGUUCCCCAGAGCACUCCAACACAGGAUCCUCCCUCCCCGGUGUUUCGUACAGGCAGCGAUCCUUUACUCAGCCCUAGCUCCACCCACUCACACACUCCCAGCCAAUUAGCAACAGGAGGCUGCACGCUCCGUGGUUCUGAUGGACAGCUGCAUUCUCGGGCUCCACCCAAACCAAUCCGAGUUUCCACCCUGUUUCCAGCAAAAUCGCCAACCAUACCACGGAUCGAGGUCAACCCCGCCUCCCUCUAUGAUGAACUUGUGCCUCAGGUCCCUCAGUCAAUGCUGCCCAAAGGUCCAGCAGCUCGUCUCCGUGCUCAAGAGAAAUGGAGCAGCCGGGCACGUAUCACAGAGACUAGCUUCGCUUUUCUUGAGGCUCAAAGAGAUGAGGAAGAGUGGGAGGCAGAGGUAAAGAAGGAGGAGAGAGACAGAGAGACAGAGUUUGUCAGAAACGGAGAUGACUGGCGAUUCCUCCGUCCUGAGACAGAGACGACCUCGUCCUUUCGCCUGGAUGCAUUCCGCUCACUGCUGUUGCCCGACAACAACCGACCACUGGAACAGAGUGUACUGUACUCAAUCAAAGAGCUGUUCGCUCGCACUGAUGCUAACACCACUGCUCUGCACAUGCUCAGUGUGGACUGCCAGGUGGCACGUGUGACGGGUGUGACAGAGGAGCAGAAAAGAAUGAUGGGAGUGAACUCAGGACUGGAGCUGAUCACACUGCCACAUGGGAGCCAACUCAGACAGGACCUACUGGAGAGACAUCACCUGUUAGCGCUGGGCGUGGCCGUGGAUGUGCUGGGCUGUACAUCGUCAGUCAACCAGAGGGCGCUGGUGCUCCAUAAGGCCAUCCAGCUGGCUCAAGCUCUGCGCUCUACUGCCCACGACCUCUACGCCUUCAGCGCUGUCAUGAAGGCCCUUGAAAUGCCACAGUUGGUCCGGUUGGAGAUGACAUGGAGAGUGUUGAGGAGGAACCACACAGAGAGUGCUGUGAUGUUUGAGAAAACCCUGAAGCCCUUCAUGAAGGCACUCAGUGAGGGUGAUGAGUCGGUGUUAUCUGGCCCCCUGUCCCUGCCCCACAUGGUGCCGUUGUUAAAGCUGAUGGAGGGAGAGGACGGAGUGGAGAACAGUGAGAGAGGCUGCCAGCUCCUCUAUAACAUCCUCCAGACCUCACGCCACACUGCUGAUCAUGCUAACGAUUACCAACAACAUGCACACACACUGCUGUCAGCAGGUUGGGAGCCGAUCCCGGAGCUGCUGGAGGUUUUCCGCACUGAGUUUGCCCUGCGUCUGUUCUGGGGUCAUGCCGGGGCCGAGGCAGGCAAAAAGGACCGCUAUGAAAAAUUCGACAAGAUCCUCAGCAUCCUCUCCGACAAACUAGAGCCUGCUUAGACCUCUGACCUUUCAUCUCACACCAUGACUGUGAAAGCAGGAAGUCACUUUUCUCUGACUGGAUAAUAGACAUGGAAAGCUUUUCUCUGAUUGGAUAAAAACAGUGGGAAGUUUUUCCUGAUUGGAUAAAAAUGUUGGAAAUUUUUUUGUCUAAUUAGACGGAAUUUCAGGAAGUUUAUUUCUGAUUGGACAGAGCCAAGGUGAAGGUUUCCCUGAUUGGAUGGAUGGGAUCCAGUUUGAACUGGUGGAACUGGCUCCAGUUUGUUUUUUUAUACAGUAAAAUCUCUUAUGACUGGAAUUGAUUCACAGAACACGUAUGAAGUUCAUCUGCUGUUUACCGUCAGGUUCAAAUGAACCCAGGAAAAACAGACAGAACACAAUAAACCAUCAUCCACCAAGUGUGUGAGUGUGUGUGUUGUAUGUUGGUGUGUAUGUUGAUGUGUGUGUGUAUAUGUGAGUAUGUUGAUGUGUGUGUGUGUGUUUGUGUGUUGAUGUAUGUUGGUGUGUGUGUUUGUGUCCUAAACAAUGUCAGUCCUUGUCCCUCCCUGUUUAUAAGAUUUUUUUAAACACUGGAAAUGAUAUGUUU
Messenger RNA from Hemibagrus wyckioides, 3239 nucleotides. It is a transcript of the gene sh2d3a, whose product is annotated as SH2 domain containing 3A. The record is from RefSeq and is a predicted model, not a curated record. NCBI's taxonomy places the organism in Eukaryota, Metazoa, Chordata, Actinopteri, Siluriformes, Bagridae. The transcript is spliced from 15 exons. Gene Ontology annotation, molecular function: guanyl-nucleotide exchange factor activity; phosphotyrosine residue binding. Gene Ontology annotation, biological process: small GTPase-mediated signal transduction; positive regulation of peptidyl-serine phosphorylation. The coding region runs from base 161 to 2653 and encodes 830 amino acids.